Messenger RNA from Aureobasidium melanogenum CBS 110374, 4950 nucleotides. RefSeq names its product ARM repeat-containing protein. The record is from RefSeq and is a predicted model, not a curated record. Lineage: Eukaryota; Fungi; Ascomycota; Dothideomycetes; Dothideales; Saccotheciaceae. The transcript has 4 exons. Gene Ontology annotation, cellular component: cytoplasm; nucleus. Gene Ontology annotation, molecular function: molecular adaptor activity. The coding region runs from base 1 to 4950 and encodes 1649 amino acids. Gene Ontology annotation, biological process: proteasome assembly.
AUGGCUACUGAACAAUCACCGGAGGCAAGGGAGUUGUCCCUUGUGGGCAAAGUUGAGAUGCGCAUAGCACUUGCGGAUGGUGAUCAGAAGUUGCAAGCAACUCUAAAUACCUACUUGGCACCUCUACUACUCAAACUCGCCUCUGAGCACAUGAGUGUUAGGAACAAGGUCAUCAGUAUCUGCCAACAUAUCAAUCUUAGGAUAAAGCCAGAGUCUAUCAAGCUACCCGUUGCUGCUCUUGUUGAACAAUUUAGAUCGAAUCCAAACACUCCACUGAUCCGCCACUUUGAUCUCUUGUACAUACAGACUGGUGUUCGGCGCAUGUCGUUCGUCGAAAGCACCGCUCUGUUCCCUGUCGUACUACAAAGUGUCGCUUCUGCAGGCAAAACAUCACCUACCCAUGGCUCUCAAAUGUUCAACCUGCUCCUUCAGCUACUGAAGUAUUUCAAGCUUCCACCAAGGGGUACCAAAGAAGAUGAAGAGCUGCGUUCAACUCUCCAACUCAGUGUUGAAGACACUUCGUUCUUGGCCUUUUGGUUCGGACGAUUAAUCUUGUUUUCUGUGGUCAGGGGUAACAAUAACACUACUUCAGUAACUUGUCCCGGUCUAAGACCUAGCGAGUACUCCUUCUUGACAUUGCAAAAUAAAGAAGAUGUGUGGAGCCCCGCCUCUCCGAUGGGUCUCAACCUGCUCGAAAUCAAGUCAAGUGUUGCCAAGGUUCUUGCAAGCGGCAUGUUCACAGACAAGGAGCGUAUUCUUCCUGCUUUAUUCGCCUCUACUGAAUCGACUUCUGAGAUCGGAGAGGAUAUGCUAAAGAGAACCCUUCCUAACAUCUCUCCUGAAGACCCGGACUUCAUCCAGUCGCUGUAUACUUUAUACUUCGGCGAUGAGGGUAUCAACUCGCAAAAACGAGUUAGAGUGCCGCUGCAGCUAAAGAUUCUUGGACUGUUUGCUAAAUCGACCAUAAGCACCACUUUCACGGAAGAGAUAGUCAGACUUGUUAACGAUGGCAUAGCGGGCUCGAGCAAUGAUAACCCCUCUUCACUUGGAAGAGAAGCGACAAAACUUCGCGCGGCCAUCUUUGUCUACAUGAACUUCGUGUCUCGCUAUGGUAGCGAGAAGAGUCUCUACGCCAUUGCCCCUAGGGUUUUGGGAAGACUACGAGAGUACAUUGAGGGCCAAAGCUGGCCCAAACCCAGUCCAAAUGAGGAUCUUGUCUCUCGAGGCUAUGCCUAUGAGGUGAUAGGUCUUCUGGCCAAAGCUGGCCCCAAGGACUUAGUAGUCGAACCGAACUUGGACAUCUUGCGCUGGCUUCUCGAAUCCUUAGCAUUGGAUACAGCUUCAAGCUCAGUGACUGUCAGCAUCGAAGAGUCGCUUUCAAGUAUGCUGGCAGCAUUCAUGUAUAAGUCUGGAACACCCGAACGUCGCAGUACUCGGUACGUAGCUGUUCGAUACGCCAAUCGUUGCCUUCCUUACGCGUCUGUGAAGGCUCGUUGGGUCGACUUGCUUGCCAUUGCUGCCGAGGCCACUGACAGACAAGAAGUUGUCGAGGAAGGCAGACGUGGACUGAGUCCAUACUGGUACCGUAUGCUCAACGGCUCAAUCGGCACUUCUCAAACGGACGAGAGUGUGAACUUCCCUCCUUUCCAGGAUGUGAUGGAUUAUGUCUUCUAUCAAGUACACACUGAUGUUUCUGGUUUUGAUGGACCGCGCAACCCCACCAAAGCAGUUGAAAAACUCCUUCAGCAGCCCCCCAGUGCCUUCAUGGACACUAUCAAGUAUUGCAGACGCGUAUUUAUGCAUGAAGCCAUGUCCAAGAGCUCUACCCAGGUGAAGCUAGAUGCCGAUUGGGAAUACAAGUUCGAUACUGCUAUUGAGAACGACGAGCAAAUUCGACAAGUUGUCAAAGAGUGCAUCGCACAGCUUGCUAUUGAAGGACAAAGUUCUGCAACGAAUCUGCAGCUUCUGUUGAGAGCGUUCUCUGUGAGCGUGUUGAUUCCUGAAGGCAGUAAGGUCAAGGUCGAAGACGCAGACGAGCUGUUCCUGGAUCUGUGUGCUCUCAGUCCUGAUUUGCUCGUCGAAACAGUGGCUCCUCAAUUUGCUGGUCUGAUUUCAUCGAUCUUCUCAAACAAGCUCACUACAAGGCAGUCUGCUGCUCAUGCCUUUGGCCUGCUUGCCUCCCAUCCUAGGAACCAGAUCGACCGCCCAGCAGAAGUGCUGCAGGCUAUACAACAGCUUUUGAGUAAGAUCCUAGCUUGGCGCGAUGCUGUGGGCGCUGGAGCAAACCAAGUUCAUGGUGCAGUCUCUGCAUUGGGUUUCUUCUACAGUAGAUAUGCCUUGAGAGGGUCAAAUGACUUCGAGUCAUCGACAUCCUUCUCAGAGUACAUCUCUAAGGCCGUGGAGAUUCUUCUUCAAUCUACUGACAAAGUACUACAAGAGGCGAGCUAUAAUGCGAUCGGUGACUUGUGUCUCUUCCAGGCAGUCAAGCCAGCCAUUUUUGAGAAGCUAGGUGGCUUCAAAGCCAUCAUUGACAAGACGGCUGAUAUUGCCAAAGGAGGUAGCGAGAGCGCAGCCCUGGCUCUUGGGCAAAUGGCUACAGUACUUGAAGAGUCAACAAUCGACACGAGUAGCGAAGACAAGUCACUUCUUGAGCAUACCUCAGAGCGUCUGCACCAAUUGCACGAUAUUCGACAAGCCGAGACACACUUCUCAGUGGGUGAAGCUUUGAGCUACAUGGCGGUUGGCUGGAAGUCAAAGGCUCUCGUCCAUCGCAUUGACGUAGAAUCCUCAGUGCCUACUGGCCCUCAACGAACUGACGCGUUGCGCAAGCUACUUGAUCGAACGCUCCAGGAUUGCAAACAGACGAAGCCUUCCCUCAAGAAGGCAUCAGUCAUCUGGUUGUUGUGUCUCGUGCAAUUUUGUGGGCAUCUAGAAGAAGUGCAGAGCCAGUUGGCUGCUUGCCAGGUCGCCUUCAAGAAGUGUCUUUCUGACCGCGAUGAACUGGUUCAGGAAACAGCUUCUAGAGGCCUUGGUCUUGUUUACGAGAAGGGAGACCGAAGCUUGAAGGAUGAUCUGGUCAGAGAUUUGAUUGGAUCGUUCUCUUCUGACAACAAGGCACAGCUCGCAGGAAGUGUCACUGCUGACACACAACUCUUCGAGCCCGGAGCACUUCCAACUGGCGAUGGAUCUGUAACCACAUACAAGGAUAUCAUGAGUCUUGCCGCAGAGGUCGGUGACUCCAGUUUAGUAUACCGCUUCAUGUCACUGGCGUCCAGCAAUGCUAUCUGGUCCAGCAGGGCCGCAUUCGGCAGGUUCGGACUCAGCAACGUCUUGUCAGAUUCGAGUGUCGACGGAUAUCUUGCUAGCAACCCAAAGUUGUACCCCAAACUCUACCGAUACCGAUUUGACCCCAAUCCUAACGUCCAGAGAUCCAUGACUGAUAUCUGGAAUGCACUGGUCAAAGAUUCUACAGCAACCAUUGACUCGCAUUUCGAGGCCAUCAUGGAUGAUUUGCUACUGAACAUUCUUGGCAAGGAAUGGCGAGUCCGUCAAGCAUCGUGUGCAGCGAUUGGCGAUCUCGUACAAGGUCGACCUUUGGAGAAGUACGAAAAGUACCUCGAGAAGAUUUGGGGUGUCUGCUUUAAAGUACUCGAUGACAUCAAAGAAUCUGUCAGAGCUGCUGCAGCUUCUCUGGCUCGCGUGCUGACAGGCAUUCUCACAAGAUCUCUCGAGGCGGAUUCUAUGGCGUCCCAGAAUGCCGCUGUGUUGCUUAAGAACGUCCUUCCUUUCCUUCUUUCUACAUCCGGCAUCGAGUCGAGUGCGGAAGAGGUCCAAGGCUUUUCUUUGCACACCUUGUUGGAAAUAAUCAAAAAAGCCAGCGGCAAGAUUUUGCGACCAUUCAUUCCCGAAUUGGUCGAACGUCUCGUGGGACUUUUGAGCAUACUUGAAAACCAAGCCGUCAACUACUUGCAUCUUAAUGCCAGCAAGUACAACCUGACUGAGCAGAAGAUCGAUGACAUCCGCCUCUCGAGCAUUCGAAGCAGUCCUCUGAUGGAAGCUAUCGAACGAUGCCUGGAUCUCCUUGACGAGCCCUCAAUGGAACAACUUGUACCUCGCCUCGAAGCUGCGAUGAAGGGCGCGGUGGGUUUGCCUUCAAAGGUCGGCUGCAGCCGUGUUUUGGUUUCGCUCAGUACACGACACAAUGUGCUCUUCAAGCCGUACGCAGACCAGUUCCUGAAGCUGAUCGAGAGACAAGUGAUCGAUCGCAAUGAAACAGUAUCCAGUUCGUACGCUGCUUCAUCAGGCUAUGUCGCCCGUGGCGCGUCAGACAAACAAAUACUUCGUCUGGCCACCUUUGCUAAGAAGCUCUAUUUCGAAAGUGAAGGCGACCGCGAACAAGCAGUCCCGCGCCAGAGCAUCGCGGCUGCUGAAAUCAUGCAAGCAAUAUCGAAGCACGCAAAUGAUCGUUUCAACUCUCUUGCAUCGGAUCUCUUACCUUUCGUUUUCUUCGGCAAGCACGAUUCUCACGAUCAGGUCAAGGAAAUUUUCCGGAACACAUGGGAGGACAACGUUGGCGGCAGCCGCGCCAUCUCUCUUUACUUGAAAGAGAUUCUCUUGAUGGCUCAGGAGUAUAUGGAUUCACCGCAAUGGGUGAUCAAGCACACAGCAGCUCGUUCUGUUGCUGAUGCCACAACAGCUCUUGCAUCAAUGAGUAGCGGGUUCGAUACGGCGACCAGUCACUUGAUUUGGCCUGUCCUUGAGAAAGCACUUGGCGGGAAGACAUGGGAGGGUAAGGAGGCGGUACUUUACGCCUUUGCCAAGUUCGUAGAAGGCACUAAGGCCAUCUACCCGGCCCAAGAUGCUGUCGCAAAGAUAUUCGUCAAGGUUAGUGACGUAGCAUAUCCUUUCGCUACAUACCGAUCGGCGGAUGAAUGCGAGAUUGGCUAUUAG